CUCAACAUGGCAUCUACAGACACAUAUGCCGGGGCGCAACCACUCAACCUAGCCGAAUACCCUACUGCGCAAGAAUUCGUGGCUCGCUGCUAUGAGUUUUUCCGCGAGGUCAAGCAUUUAACUCCCGGCAAAGAUCUAGAAACCCGACUAAAUCGCGACUACGGCCUAGGCAACGAAUACUACGAAGACUUCUGUCGCUAUAUCAAACAAGGACUGAAGGAAGGCUGGGUAGCCAAGGACGAACUCGACGGACCCAAAUACCGACGAGGACGCAUUAUAGCCCCUUGCGAGGAAUCACUCUUCAUCAGCAUCACCACUGUCUACAUGGAGUCGCAGGACAUAUAUCGUGGUCAAUACCACAAACAUCCCUACGGCGAGAUCAAUUGUGUUGUUCAGCUUGACGACAGUGCCGAGUUGAUGGGUAUGCAGGGUUGGCAGGGUAAAGGGUGGACGAGUCCUGGUCCUGGAACCCAUCAUUAUCCUGAGGUGCGUGGUGGUGCGCUUGUCGCUUUGUUCUUCCUUCCAGCGGGCAGAAUCUCAUAUGAUGCUAAACCUGGCGAGGCUCAACCGAUUGCCGUGUGA
Molecule: messenger RNA, 582 nt
Organism: Exophiala mesophila
Lineage: Eukaryota; Fungi; Ascomycota; Eurotiomycetes; Chaetothyriales; Herpotrichiellaceae
Exons: 2
Coding region: 7-582 (191 amino acids)
Source: RefSeq, a predicted model, not a curated record